Taeniopygia guttata (zebra finch) is the source of this 4386-nucleotide messenger RNA. Its product is annotated as transmembrane serine protease 11E. NCBI's taxonomy places the organism in Eukaryota, Metazoa, Chordata, Aves, Passeriformes, Estrildidae. Gene Ontology annotation, cellular component: plasma membrane; extracellular region. Gene Ontology annotation, biological process: proteolysis. The record is from RefSeq and is a predicted model, not a curated record. Gene Ontology annotation, molecular function: serine-type endopeptidase activity.
GCCAGGCCCUGGCGGUUCCGCGCAGUGUUUGGCGUAGGGCGCAGGGAGAGGAGGAGGGCUCUGGGAACUGCGGGGAGCUCGCGUGGCUCCCGUGCUGCUGUGGCAGCUCUGUGUGGUGUUGGAGCCUUUUCUGAGAGUCUUGAGUGCGGCAAAGUUUGACAGUACUUACUUAACCCCUGGUGCUGGGUAUAUUUGACUGAUGUUGCUGUUCCCUGGUUUUCUCUUGUCUUUUACCUUUUCCUCCCCCCUUUUCAUUGUUUUUUCCUUUCUUCUGGCAAUCAGGCCAGUUCAGAGGAGGGUUGCCAAGCUGAUGAGGGGGCUGGAGCACCUCUCCUAUGAGGAAAGGCUGAAAGAAUUGGGAUUGUUCAGCCUAGGGAAGACUUUGGGGUGAUUUAAUUGUAGUCUCCUAGUACUUGAAGAAAGUCUACAAGUAAGAUGGUGAGAGACUUCUUACAAGGAUAUGUAGGUUGAGGACAAGAGGGAAUGCCUUCAAGAUGAAAGUGAGUAGGUUUAGGUUAUAUAUCAGGAAGAAUUUUUUUACGGUAGGAGUGGUGAGGCACUGGCACAGGCUGCCCAGAGAAGCUGUGUGUGCCCCAUCCCUGGAAGCGUUGCAGGGCGGGUUAGAUGGAGCCCUGACCAACCUGAUCUAGUAGAAGGUAUCCCUGCCUGUGAUAGAGGGCUUGGAACUGGAUGACCUUAAAGGUCACUUCCAACCCAAACUAUUCUCCAAAAUAUGAAACAAGUGUGCUUCAUCCACAUUGCUUUUAAAAUAAAUUUCAGUUUAGAGCAUAAAUCUUUUCUACUGUAAUGUAGGUGGAAAUUUACCACCUCAUCUUAGUUGCCCUUUCAGGCAGCUUAUGAAGAAGGUUGGGCACUAAGUUGCAUUUGCUAGUUUAUCAGUAUGUACAAUACAACCAGGGGAUCAGGUCACAGCAUGGGUUUAGGAAAGGCUAACUAAACUUCUUGACUAACCUGAUCUCCUUUUUGACCAGGUGACCUGCCCAUCGGAUGAGGAAAAGGCUGUGGAUGUGUCUACAUGGACUUCAGUUAAGCCUUUGGUGCUAUGUCCCACAGCAUUCUCCUGGAGAAGCUGGCAGCCCAUGGCUCACCCAAAAGAACAGGAAGUUCAAGGGAGACCUUGUUGCCCUCUACAGCUAUGUGAAAUAAGGUUGUUGUGUGGUGGGGGUUGGCCUCUUCUCCAGGCAAGUAUCAGCAGGAUGAGAGGAAAUGGCCUCAUGCUGUGCCAGGGAAGGUUCAGGCUGCAUAUUAGGAAGAAUUUUUUUCAGGAAGGUUAGUUAAGCAGUGGAAUGAGCUGUCCAGGGAGGUGGUACAGUCACCACUCUUGGAGGCAUUCAGGAAACAACUGGACAUGGCACUUACUCCUACAGUUGAUGUGGUGGUAAUUGGUCAAAGAUUGGGAUUGAUGAUCUUGGAGGUCUUUUCCAACCCUAAUGAUUUCAUGAUUCUAUGAUUAGGGCUGUGUGUAAUUUGCAAUUAUAAAGUAAGUCUUGUUUUGUCCGCUAUGGUAAUAUAUAUGUUUAUAUCUUAUUACCUGACAUGCUGUUAUAAAAGCUCUACCUGCCUUUUUUUUUUGCCUUUUUUUUUUUUUUUUAAUUAACUGGAGUAGAGGCGUAGCAAGGUGAGUAGAGGCAAUGCAAGGUGACUAUGGGAUAGUUUUUGUUGUAAGGCUGCAGAUAUUUGCUAGACUAGCUUGAUAGGUGCAGCCAGCCAACUCAAUUCCUUGAACUCCCCCCUCCAAAACAAUGCAGUUCCAGGAAUCUUGGCUGUGAUAUUCACUGUGUUUGCCUGUGCUCCCAGAGUGGACAAGUUGGUAGAAACGACUGAUCAGCACAGCACCUGUUGGCUAGCUUAAGGGAGCACUUUUCCUUUCCAGUGGCGGGGGCUGGAGUGCAAAAGGCUCUCUGUAACACUGUUUGUUGUGUCUGUCUCACUUCAAAGCUGUACAAGCAAGGUCUGAAAGCAUGCCCUGAAGAGCUGAAGUAUUUCUGCAGAGAGAGAUGAUGAAAGAUGGAAUUAUGUGAUGAGUAAAGAGGUCUACAGUGGUUAUGGCUGGAGGAAAAGAAAUGCAGGAUCCCCUUGAAAUUGCUGUCAUGAAAGUGCUGUUUGGCAUAGUUGAUCCUUGUGUGGAGGUGGUGCGUGGGAUUUGUUCAGGAGAUAAAGCCUCAAGUCUAUGCUGAGAUGCUGCACAGUGUGUUGUGGUGCUCGGGACGGUGGAUCUCCCAGAGAGAAGAGCUUCUUGCUGACCUCUCAGUGGUAGGCAGAGGCAGUGACCCAGAUGGACAGAGCAGGAAGGCGCUUAGAGCCAUGGAAGAUCGCAGUCAUUGUUGUGGCAGUGAUAGUAGGCUUAGCCCUCAUCAUUGGCUUGAUUACAUUUCUUUUGUGCCACGAUCAAGACAGAUAUUACAAUGCAUCUUUCCUAAUCACCAAUGUCAAGUAUAAUCCUCAGCAUGAAAAGCAAACUACAGAUGAAUUCAGGAACCUAAGUGAAGAUAUUGAAACCGUGAUAUCUGAAGUAUUCAGGGGGUCCUUUCUAAGUAAAAGAUACAUCAAGUCCCACGUGGUCAGUCUAAGCCCAGAUCCUGUUGGAGUGAUUGCAUCUGUUGUUCUGGUAUUUAAAUUUCCCUCUGCUGACAGUGAAGCAACGACCUGGGGUCAAGUCAACCGUGUGUUACUCAGAAGGCUGAAAGCAACCUCGAUGGACCUGAAUGUUGACCAGUCUUCCAUUAGACUCACAGAGUUGAACAAGGAAAAGGGAGAUAACCUUUUAAACAACUGCUGUGGAAUACGAAGACAGGCAUUCUCCUUCACAGGAGUAGAAAGAAUAACUGAUGGGCAGCGUGCACGGGAGGGAGAAUGGCCGUGGCAGGCGAGCAUUCAGCUCGAUGGGACCCAUCGCUGUGGGGCAUCAAUCAUCAGUAACACCUGGCUGGUGACUGCAGCCCACUGCUUUAAAGGAGUAAGAGAUCCUCGGAGGUGGACUGCCAGCUUUGGAAUUCUGCUGAGACCUCCAAAACAGAAAAAAUUUGUCCGGAGAAUUAUUGUUCAUGAGGGAUACGGUGAAGUUCUCCUUGAUCAUGAAUAUGACGUGGCUGUUGUGGAACUCGCCUCUCCUAUUGAGUUCACGAGUGACGUGCACAGUGUCUGCCUUCCCGAAGCAUCUCACGUUUUCCGAGACAACACUUCCUGUUUUGUCACUGGCUGGGGAGCUUUGGAGAAUGAUGGCUAUAGUGUUAAUCAGCUUCGACAAGCAGAAGUGAGAAUUAUAAAUACUGAGGUUUGUAAUACGAAACAAGUGUACAGUGGAGCUAUAACAGCUGGAAUGUUGUGUGCUGGAUACUUGGAGGGGCAGGUGGAUGCUUGCCAGGGUGACUCCGGUGGGCCCCUGGUACAAGCAAAUUCCAGAGGAAUCUGGUAUCUUGUGGGAAUAGUGAGCUGGGGAGAUGAUUGUGGCAAGCGAAAUAAACCAGGAGUAUACACACGAGUGACUUACUAUCGAAACUGGAUCCGCUCCAAAACGGGCAUCUGAAACCUGGAGCAGGUUAAGUUUUGUGGGCUGUGUACAGCUAUUCCUCUGACACAUUCUGCUCUGUGGUCACUCUCUAAGCAGCUGCUGGCUUAGCUUGUGGUCAUGUAUAAAGUACCUGUAAGCUUGGAGAAGUCUAGGACUUAAAAUUGGUUUGGCCUACAGACAGACAGGAACGGACUUGAUCCAUGUGACAUUUGUUUGUUCAGGAAGUAGUCUGUCAGAGGGACAACUGCCUUCAUCUAUAUGCAAUAUAUUGACCCUUUUUUCUUCAUGGCCACAUGCCUUGGCUCCAGCUUUUAUACCCAAGCAAAGUGUUUGAGCCCAAACAAUCAUCUACCAGCAUCCAAGACAAGCUAUAACUGAAACCUGGCCCAUCCAUUUGCUGUGUGCUCACAAGGCCCCAUCUAUCCAUAGAAAAGAGACAAUCCAGGCCCUGACUCCAAGGCUGCUGUACUUCUGAGAGCUUUCUCCUGCAUCAUUCCAGGGAGUGCCCUAUAAUGAAGAAUGGAAAAUGGCUUAGAGAAGUCCUGGUUCCUAAUAUCACAUUGGACUAUUAAUUAAGUGAAUGGAGAACUUUUUCUUGCCUGAGAAGGAAAUUAGUGGAAAACACCAGCUUGUGUCCACCUUCAUUGAACAAGUGAACGUAUGCCUACUCAUCGCUUCAUAUAACAGUCUCUACCACAGCAUUUGCCAGGGGAGGGAUUACUGGACUUAAGACCAAAAACCACUUUAUGUUCAUACCAAUUUGUUGUCAUAGCACAAUAUUUGGCUGAAUUAAUUUCCAUUUUUAUCUUUCCAGACUGUAUUUUUCUCAAUAAAAGUCCUUUGCCUUUUGUGCA